UAUGGCGGCGGUAGAUAUUCGAGACAACCUGUUGGGAAUUUCAUGGGUUGACAGUUCCUGGAUCCCUAUAUUGAACAGUGGCAGUGUCUUGGACUAUUUCUCUGAAAGAAGUAACCCUUUUUAUGAUCGUACAUGUAAUAAUGAAGUGGUCAAAAUGCAGAGGCUCACAUUGGAGCAUUUAAACCAAAUGGUUGGAGUAGAGUACAUCCUUUUGCAUGCCCAAGAGCCCAUUCUUUUCAUCAUUCGUAAACAACAGCGGCAGUCCUCUACACAAGUUAUUCCAUUAGCUGAUUAUUAUAUCAUUGCUGGAGUAAUUUAUCAGGCACCUGACUUGGGAUCUGUCAUAAACUCCAGAGUGGUAAGUGUCUUCAGUUUUGUAAGGCUCACUGCAGUGCAUGGAAUUCAGUCAGCUUUUGAUGAAGCUAUGUCAUAUUGUCGUUACCACCCUUCCAAAGGGUACUGGUGGCAUUUCAAAGAUCAAGAAGAACAAGAUAAAGCUAAACCUAAAGCCAAGAGAAAAGAAGAGCCAAGUUCUAUUUUUCAAAGGCAGCGUGUAGAUGCUUUACUCUUAGAUCUGCGACAGAAAUUUCCACCCAAAUUUGUUCAGCAAAAACCUGGAGAAAAGCCUGUUCCAGUGGAUCAGACCAAAAAGGAGCCGGAGCCUACACCCGAAGCUAUAAAAACUGAGGAAAAGGAGACUCCUAAAAAUGUCCAACAGACAACUAGCACUAAAUGCCCUCCUGAGAAACGAAUGCGGCUACAGUGAAUGUCAUUUCUUCGCAACCAAAGAGAAAAAUUCAAAAUUCCCUUUCUCCAGAUGACAUGAGACUUCUGCAGCAAAGACUGUAUAUCAUUGUAAGGUUUAAAAUUUCUCCUUAUAUAGCUUUUUCUUUAUAAGAAGCUCUGGUUCUCUUAAGAAAGGAUUUUAUCUCCCUUCUUUGUAUAUUAGAUUUUUUUCCCCAUUAAUCUUUUAUAUACUUCCCUACAUCAGCCUUAUGUGUAUAUAUGUGUUUAUC
Messenger RNA from Gracilinanus agilis (Agile Gracile Mouse Opossum), 1016 nucleotides. RefSeq names its product mediator complex subunit 6 (gene MED6). Bases 2 to 766 code for a protein of 254 amino acids. Gene Ontology annotation, cellular component: core mediator complex; mediator complex. Gene Ontology annotation, molecular function: transcription coactivator activity. The record is from RefSeq and is a predicted model, not a curated record. Gene Ontology annotation, biological process: regulation of transcription by RNA polymerase II. NCBI's taxonomy places the organism in Eukaryota, Metazoa, Chordata, Mammalia, Didelphimorphia, Didelphidae. The transcript is spliced from 8 exons.